UUUCCGCCGACCAUUUUCCCCACAAAAUACCUCCUCCACCAUAUUCUUCUUCCAAUCUCAGUUGACUGACUCUCUCUAUAAAUAAAAACCUCACCCAAGUUGUUGUUGUAGUACUUGGUACUUGUAGAAUUGUACUACUUCCUUUUAAGUUUAAUUUAAUCAUCACCAUAAUUAACCUUUUCUUCCAUUCCCGGAAUUAAAUCCCUCCCAUCAUUAAUUCGUCACUAUCUUUACUACUAAGAAAGAUCUGCAUUCAUUUAUUUCUUGUCUGUAAAGACGGCUGCCGAGAAUCCAUCCCUUUUACUGUUUUCAGUUUUUUUUUUUUGUUUUUGUACAAGAAUUAAGAUAUGAGAAGGACUAGAGGGUUUAAGCUAGGAAGGAAAGUGGUCCGGGUUUUCAGAUGGUUCAUCGGCCGGAGAGGUCCGGCAAAAAUGGGUUGGGCCCGGCUUGGUGGAGGAGGAGGUCAUAAUAAAAGCUGCUCUAUUGGAGCCUUGUCCAAGCUUUUUACCUUUAAAGGGCUGAGCUUUCCGAAGCUUAGGUCGGGUUACAUUCGGGUCGGGCAAGAACCGCUGAUUCCGUCCAAGAUCGGAAAAGCCGACGUUCCGAAGGGCCAUCUGGCCGUAUACGUGGGCAGCGACGAUGAUGACGCAUCCAGGGUCAUCGUGCCGGUAAUAUAUUUUAAUCAUCCUUUGUUUGCGGAGUUGUUGAGGGACACUGAGAAGGUUUACGGGUUUGACCAUCCCGGAGGGAUACAGAUUCCGUGUCAGAAAUCGGAAUUCGAGGACGUCAAAAUGAAGAUCGCCGCCGCGAGUGGCUGUAACGGGAGGCGGAGGAGCUGGAGACAGUUGUUAAUGAACAGUCGUCGACGCGAGAUACUAGACCACUGACGAUGAUGAGUCAGAUUCUGCAUUUUCUGACGUGGAGCUGCUGUCAUUGUUCCGCCGUGCCCGGCGGCCCCGGCCUAGUUGGAAAAUUUUUAGGAAAUUAGAUUAAAGAAAAAAAAAACGGCGACCCACGGGGGUCCCACACUUUUUGUUGAUGUAGCUUUGUGACGUGUCACGUGGAAGAUUUUCUGUUGUACAGAUAUGGCAGAAAAUUUAUAAAUGAUUUUUACUCCAUUUUCCUCCUCUCUGUUUUUUCUUUUAAACAUAAAAAUUUUCAUAUUCCCAAAGUCUGAUGGUCAAUUUUGAGUAAUUCAGUGACUAAAAAUGGACAAGGCAUAAAAG
This is a messenger RNA of Oldenlandia corymbosa var. corymbosa, 1226 nucleotides long. The record is from the annotation of a GenBank genome assembly. Lineage: Eukaryota; Viridiplantae; Streptophyta; Magnoliopsida; Gentianales; Rubiaceae.